Messenger RNA from Procambarus clarkii (red swamp crayfish), 777 nucleotides. Its product is annotated as sperm acrosomal protein FSA-ACR.1-like. Lineage: Eukaryota; Metazoa; Arthropoda; Malacostraca; Decapoda; Cambaridae. The record is from RefSeq and is a predicted model, not a curated record.
AUGCAGUACUCGCUGCAGGAUGCGAUUACCGAGCAGUAUGCGCUCCAGGAUGCGAGUACUGAGCAGUAUGCGCUCCAGGAUGCGAGUACUGAGCAGCACUCCGUGCAGGAUGCGAGUACUGAGCAGCACUCCGUGCAGGAUGCGAGUACUGAGCAGCACUCCGUGCAGGAUGCGAGUACUGAGCAGCACUCCGUGCAGGAUGCGAGUACUGAGCAGCACUCCGUGCAGGAUGCGAGUACUGAGCAGCACUCCGUGCAGGAUGCGAGUACUGAGCAGCACUCCGUGCAGGAUGCGAGUACUGAGCAGCACUCCGUGCAGGAUGCGAGUACUGAGCAGCACUCCGUGCAGGAUGCGAGUACUGAGCAGCACUCCGUGCAGGAUGCGAGUACUGAGCAGCACUCCGUGCAGGAUGCGAGUACUGAGCAGCACUCCGUGCAGGAUGCGAGUACUGAGCAGCACUCCGUGCAGGAUGCGAGUACUGAGCAGCACUCCGUGCAGGAUGCGAGUACUGAGCAGCACUCCGUGCAGGAUGCGAGUACUGAGCAGCACUCCGUGCAGGAUGCGAGUACUGAGCAGCACUCGGGACGGGACAGCACAAGUAACUUGAAUAUUAUGAUGGCAUCCCAGGACAUGAAGGUUCUCAUACCCCAUCCCAUCAUUUUCGUGGCUGACGCUAUAUUCGUUCUGUUACACUCACUAAAAGUUAGGUCGUCUGACCAAAAACUUCAGGGAUAUUUCAGAGUUAACAUCAUUGUUCGCGAAGACUUAAUACUAUGA